This is a messenger RNA of Blepharisma stoltei, 1298 nucleotides long. Lineage: Eukaryota; Ciliophora; Heterotrichea; Heterotrichida; Blepharismidae. The record is from the annotation of a GenBank genome assembly.
AUGUACUUUUUACGAAAUCACAGUCCAGCACCUAUCGAAAAAAUAGUUGAAUUCGUGAAGUCUAACUUCCCCUCCUUUAAAUUGGAACAAAAUAUCAGUAAAUUUUCGAUUUUUGGUUACUUUGAACCCUCCUAAACUAAAAAUUUUUUUAGGUAAAUUAGUUUGACCUAAUUUAAUGGAAAAAGUGAAAGCUAAUAUUAUUUAAACCAUUUUAUGAAUUAAUUCUUUUAAAAAUAAACAAAAUUCCAAAUACAUUACAUUUAUUUAAAUUCUUUUUUUAAAGAAAAAUUUAAUAUUUAUUUUUUUUUAAAAAAACAUUUUAAGCUGGAGCAGGUUUUUUUUUUUCCAAUUUAAAGUGGGAGUAAGGAAGACUCCCUCGUGACUUCAGUAAAAGGAAAAUACAAGAAAAGUGCCUUUGGGAUAGUGGAUUAUGCUUUGACUUGGUAUCCAAAGCUUUUCUUAUUAAAUGAUCGGUUUCACUAUUACUUAAAUGUAAUUGAGAGUUAGGAAAAGGAGGCAGAAAAAUACGAAUUAAAGUAUAAAUCAAUGAAGGCUGUAAAUUCUAGCAAAGGUAAAUUGAAAUAUAAGAAAAAAAAUGAAAUGAGGAGGGAAAAAAUCGAUAAGAUGAAGAGGAUAAAAACAGUGAUUGAAGACGACUUAAGAAGUGGGACGACCGAACCUUCUUUACUAGCUCCCUCCUGAGUUAUGAAAAAAAUUUUUCACUCAAGGAGUAUAUUUGCUUUAAAUUAUUUAUAUAUAAUUUUUAUUUUUGAAAUUUCAAAAUGAGAGCUAUUUAUAAUUCUGCAAAAAUGCUUGAAAUUACAUUAUAUAUUAAAAUAAUUUUUUUGUUCGCUCAUAGGGAUUUUCCAAUGGUUUUGCUUCAUGGAGGGGGAUUAACCAAAACCUAUCAGGUAUUGACUUCAGGGGAUAAGCAAGCAGCUGAAGAUCUUAAAUCGGUCAUAAGAUCUGCUUAUCUUUCAUUCAAGGGCAUAUCUCCUUGCUCUACCCUCUGUGAACGAGCAAACAAUUUUACUCACUAAUUAAGAGCAUUUAAUUUCUUUUAAAAAAUCCUAUAUGGAAUUUAAAAAUUAAUUUAAUUGCAGUUUGUUUGAAAUUCAACAGAAUCAGCUAGAGAUUUCAUUAUAUUAAUUAUCAUUUAUAUAUAAUGCCACUGAAAUAUACUAUAAACAUUCCUACUGGAUAAUAUUGAAGAAUGGCAAACAGGAAUGCUUAAAUAGGCAUAAAAAAUUCUAUAUAUUAAAAAAUUUUUUGCGUUGGCUGGUUCAUGGAGGAGCUAG